AUGGCGGCGGGGGCCUCGGCGGGCGCGGGAAGCCCGGCGGCCUCCCCGGCGGUGGCGGCGGCGGCGGGGGCGGCCACUACAGCCCCCUCGGCCCCUUUCUCCGACCUGCGGGAGAUUAAGAAGCAGCUGCUGCGGAUCGCGGGGCUCAGCAGGGACCGGGGGCUUCAGCACAGCGGAAAAUGGGCCUCGGAGCUGGCCUUCGCCCUGGCCCCGCUGCCCCUGGCCGACCUGCCGCCGCCUCCCGCCCUCACCGAGGAGGACGCCCAGGAUUUGGACGCUUACACCCUCGCCAAGUCCUACUUCGACGUGAAAGAGUACGACCGGGCGGCCCACUUCCUGCGGGGAUGCAAAAGCCAGAAAGCUUAUUUCCUGUACAUGUAUUCCCGAUAUCUGUCGGGAGAAAAGAAGAAGGACGAUGAAACGGUGGACAGCUUAGGCCCCCUGGAGAAGGGCCAGGUGAAGAACGAAGCCCUCCGCCAGCUGCGGGUAGAGCUCAGCAAAAAGCACCAGGCUCGCGAGCUGGACGGAUUCGGCCUGUACCUAUACGGAGUGGCGCUGCGGAAGCUGGACCUGACGAAGGAAGCCAUCGACGUGUUCGUGGAGGCCGCCCACGUGUUGCCCCUGCACUGGGGGGCCUGGCUCGAGCUGUGCAACCUGAUCACCGACAAGGAGAUGCUGAAGUCCCUGUCCCUCCCGGACACCUGGAUGAAGGAGUUUUUCCUGGCUCACAUCUACACGGAGCUGCAGCUGAUCGAGGAGGCCCUGCAGAAGUACCAGAGCCUGAUCGACGUGGGCUUCUCCAAGAGCACAUAUAUCAUCUCGCAGAUCGCCGUCGCUUACCACAACAUCCGCGAUAUCGACAAAGCCCUGUCCAUCUUCAACGAGCUGAGGAAGGAAGACCCUUACAGGAUUGAGAACAUGGAUACGUUCUCCAACCUGCUGUACGUCAGGAGCAUGAAGCCCGAACUGAGCUACUUGGCUCACAAUCUGUGUGAGAUAGACAAAUACCGGGUGGAGACGUGCUGCGUUAUCGGCAAUUACUACAGCCUGCGCUCGCAGCACGAGAAGGCGGCCCUGUACUUCCAGAGGGCCCUGAAAUUGAACCCCCGGUACCUCGGGGCCUGGACCCUGAUGGGCCACGAGUACAUGGAAAUGAAGAACACGUCGGCGGCCAUCCAGGCCUACCGGCACGCGAUCGAGGUGAACAAACGCGACUACCGCGCCUGGUACGGCCUGGGGCAGACGUACGAGAUCCUCAAGAUGCCCUUUUACUGCCUCUACUACUACCGCCGGGCGCACCAGCUCCGGCCCAAUGAUUCCCGCAUGCUGGUGGCCCUGGGCGAGUGUUACGAGAAGCUCAACCAGCUGGUGGAAGCCAAAAAGUGUUACUGGAGAGCGUACGCCGUGGGCGAUGUGGAGAAAAUGGCUCUGGUGAAACUGGCCAAGCUACACGAACAGCUCACUGAGUCAGAACAGGCCGCCCAGUGUUACAUCAAGUACAUCCAGGACAUCUACGCCUGCGGGGAGAUCGUGGAGCACCUGGAGGUGAGCACGGCUUUCCGGUACCUGGCGCAGUACUACUUCAAAUGCCGGCUGUGGGACGAGGCCUCGGCCUGCGCCCAGAAAUGCUGUGCCUUUAAUGACACCCGCGAGGAAGGCAAGGCCCUCCUGCGCCAGAUCCUGCAGCUGCGCAACCAGGGGGACGGCUCGGCGGCCGACAUCUCGGCCCCCUUCUUCCUGCCCGCGGCCCUCUCCGCCAGCAACACUCCCACCCGCAGGGUCUCCCCGCUCAACCUCUCCUCCGUCACGCCCUAGGCGGCCGCUCCCCCCC
This is a messenger RNA of Tachyglossus aculeatus (Australian echidna), 1831 nucleotides long. It is a transcript of the gene CDC23, whose product is annotated as cell division cycle 23. The record is from RefSeq and is a predicted model, not a curated record. Gene Ontology annotation, cellular component: anaphase-promoting complex. The coding region runs from base 1 to 1815 and encodes 604 amino acids. Gene Ontology annotation, molecular function: protein binding. NCBI's taxonomy places the organism in Eukaryota, Metazoa, Chordata, Mammalia, Monotremata, Tachyglossidae. Gene Ontology annotation, biological process: cell division. The transcript is spliced from 16 exons.